GUAGGAAGGCGUGUUCUCGUUAAGGGCGGUCGAAGCGGGAACUGGAGCCGGGUCUUUGCUGUGGUUUCUCGGCCGGGGAUGUGGGCGAGGCCGAGGCCCAGGCCCAGGUCGCAGGUUUGUGUGUCAGGCCUAAGCCGCCGUUGGCUGCUCGUCGCCAUGUCCUGGCCCAGCUCGGGAGCCCCGGUCUCGGCAUGAGCGGCUGAGCCUCCGCCCCAUGGCCCAGGAGAAGAUGGAGCUGGAGCUGUCGCUCCCCCCGGCUCCCAGCGACGGCGGCCUCAGGAGAUCCAACAGCGCGCCCAUGAUCAACGGUCUGAGUGACAACUCUCAGGUUUUUCAACCAGAUGUCCUGCGCAAUCGGAGGAACAGCACCACUGUCAUGAACCGGCACAGUCAGAUUGUUCCCUCAUCACCAGUUCGUAUCCCCAGCAGCAGGCUGCAUCAGAUCAAACAGGAAGAAGGAAUGGAUCUCAUGAACAGAGAGACUGCCCAUGAGAGAGGCGUACAGGCAGCAAUGCAGAUGAGUGUUUCAUGGGAAGAGAGCUUGAACCUGAGUGAUAAUGACCUGGAUAAAUCUGCUUCGCCAAAGCGCAUUGACUUCAUUCCAGUGUCACCAGCUCCUUCACCAACCAGAGGGAUCGGGAAGCAAUGCUUCUCGCCUUCCUUGCAAAUUUUUGUGAGUAGUAAUGGGCUCCCUCCAAGCCCCACCCCCAGCCCAACAAGGAGGUUUGCCACUAGGAGGAGUCAGAGCCCAAUCAACUGCAUCAGACCAAGUGCACUGGGGCCUUUGAAAAGAAAAGGUGAGAUGGAAUCUGAAAGCCAACCAAAGCGACUUUUCCAAGGAACCACAAACAUGCUGUCCUCUGAUGCCUCACAACUGCCAGAACUUGGCUCCUGUGCAAUUCGAAGUGGCGAUCUGUUUCUCAGUCUUUCAACAGACUGCCUUGAUGGCAGCAGCAGCAAUGGUAGCUCAAGUCAGGAUUCACCAGCAAAGUCUAGUACAGUGAGAGAGUCUCCAGUGACAACAUCUGAUUCCUGCUCAUCUUUCACUGCAGGACCUGGACUUUCACCAAAAUGACCCUGCCUCUCCUGAAAGAAUGUUGGAACAGAGAAUUUGGGAACAGAGUCUACAUCAAUUAAAGCCUGGUGUAAAAUGUGUGGUGCCAUUAAUAUAUGUAAUUGUGUAGAAGAAUGUCAGUGUUAAUGAACUGGUUGUAGUAAUUCUGAGAAAUAUUUUCUCCCUUUUUAAUUUUUUUCCCUUAAAAUUGUUCAUUUAUUUUUUUGCACCAACACUUGGAAUCUGAAAAAUUCUGAAAUGUCUCCUGCCAGAAUCAUAAGCUUUUGACUUUGACUUUUACUUUCAUAAGUGGAUUCUAAGUGCAGCACAGGUUUGUCCUUUUCAGAUACUUACGAGCUUUACUUUCUAUGAAUAGCACUAAACAGAAAUGGUUCUUGACUUGAAUUUAUUUUUAAGCUGUUGUUGAAUAGAUUUUUGUGCUUGGCUUAAAUGAGUGCAAAUGUUAAUGGCAAACCAAGCAGCCAUGAGCUGGGUGCUAGUAUUUUUGCUGUAAUGGGAGAGUUGGGAGCGUGGAUUGAAGGCUUUCUUGACUUCCAUUAGUCCUUUUGUACAGAUUCAGUUACUUUUCUUAUUUCUUUAUUGAAUGAUUGUUGCAGAAGCACCUUUUACAGAGAGUCUCGCAGUUACCUGUAAUAUCAGGCACCUGUGGAGUGUUCAUAGCUAUUAACAAACAUGUGCAUAGUGUAACAUACCAGAAGAAAGGAGACAUUUGCCUAAUUUAAUAUUGUAUUUCAUAACUCUCCAAACCGCCAUCACAGCAUGACUUGUGUGUAUAAUCCAUAGAUCCCUAUAAACAGUUUCACAGGCUUCUGGGAAAAUAAAUUAUUAGUUAUAUAGAACUCUUAUUUUCCCAUAAACUUGAUUUUUUUUGUUUUAUUAGCCUUUUAUUGCCAUGUAUUGUGAUAGUGUUGUGUAAACACAUGUUUAUUUUGCCCUAUGUGUGGAGUUAUCAGUGGAUUUACACCUGACUUACCUGAACGAUCUCCUGCCUAUUAAUAUCCUUAUUUUCCCAUCUUUGUGCAAAAAAAAGCAGGCUUCAGAACAAGGAGGAACUGAUGAGCAUUUGGUUCUGAAAUACUGUAUUGAAUGAAAAUUUAUAUUGUGUAUAUAUAUAUAAAAAAAGUUCUGUAGCAUCA
Messenger RNA from Carcharodon carcharias (great white shark), 2211 nucleotides. It is a transcript of the gene pabir2, whose product is annotated as PABIR family member 2. The transcript has 10 exons. NCBI's taxonomy places the organism in Eukaryota, Metazoa, Chordata, Chondrichthyes, Lamniformes, Lamnidae. Bases 215 to 1075 code for a protein of 286 amino acids. Gene Ontology annotation, molecular function: protein serine/threonine phosphatase inhibitor activity. The record is from RefSeq and is a predicted model, not a curated record.